Cimex lectularius (bed bug) is the source of this 2141-nucleotide messenger RNA. RefSeq names its product UPF0769 protein C21orf59. The coding region runs from base 204 to 1214 and encodes 336 amino acids. The record is from RefSeq and is a predicted model, not a curated record. Gene Ontology annotation, biological process: regulation of sodium ion transport; regulation of cilium movement. Gene Ontology annotation, molecular function: sodium channel regulator activity. The transcript has 3 exons. NCBI's taxonomy places the organism in Eukaryota, Metazoa, Arthropoda, Insecta, Hemiptera, Cimicidae.
ACCUGGGAAGACCCAGUAGCGAUGGAGCGGCCGAAAAGCUCAGAACUGGCGUCGGACACGUGAGAAAUCUCUGUGCGUAUCUCCAACACUCACUCUUCUCCUUGCACAGCUCCUGAGUCGCCCUCGUUCCGGGGACGGCUGAGGGGCUGAGAACGCAUUGUUGCAGGUAAUGGAGGCGAGGUAGUGAGUGGCCUCUACCGACCAUGGCCGAACAGCCUCCUGACCAACAGACCCUCCAAAAGAAAUUGCUCUUCUACGUCACUGCCAGCUUCAUCCUCCUCGCCACUUUUAGCCUGUUCGCCUUCCUCUUCCUCGUGCCUUUCGUCAUCGAGCCAGCCUUCACGACGAUUUUUAUGGAGUUCGACGAAACCCCAGUGACGUGUCAGACUAUAGAAACUAUCCACAACAAAGGGAUGUCGAAUUGUUCGUGGACGUCCUGCAAAGAGGGUUGUACAAAAGAUGUUUUCACUUGUACGCAGAUAAGAGUCAAUUACAAGGUGGACAGGGCUGAGAGGGGUGUAGGGGACAGGGCUGGUCGGGUCCCUAGAGCGAUCAGAGAUUACGACUAUCGCGAAGGCUACGACACCGUUCCGCAGGACUUGAUCGAAGACGAGGUCGCCACCGGUCCGGUGCACGGUUUCGCCCCGAACGGCUCCGAAUGGUAUUUCAUCGGCGCCAAGUUGCACCCGAACGUGAAGGGUUGCGGAUACCCGCCGAUGCUCAACUGUACCAUCUGGGUCCAGAAGCACAAGGAGGAAGGGGCCAACUUUUCCUGUUAUUAUUCUAGAAUAGAGCCCGGUCUGGUCAUUACCGAUCUGGACAUGUGGCAGGUCUACAUGAACCUGGUCUACGCCAUGGCGAUACCCAUCCCGUCCUUUAUCGUGUCCAUCAUCUAUCUCGCCAUGGCCUACCUCUACAUCUACAACGAUGAGCCGACACCGCUCGACGGCGAGGCCGAGGAGAGCACACCGCUCCCUCUUCUCACACCAGUGCCGCCGCCGACUUCAGGGGCGCUCACCCCGGCUUCGGAAGUGUUCCGUGAAGACCUCGCCAGCUUCGGCCACCAGCUGAAAGUCGCUAUGGCGGAUGACAUCAGCAGAGACAGCAUCUUUACGGACAGCGUACCGCUCAGCACAAAUUCCAUCAAUGGAAACUUGAACAAGAUGAUGACGACGAGUAUUAUAACGCCCCCUGGGCCGAUAGCUCAAGUCUGAAACGAUCCUUCCAACGCAUACCUGACAUCUCAUGGAAACCGCACUGAAACCCUUUCAACCAUCGGCACACCGGAGGAGCUCGUAUCGCUAUUUCGUCCCUUUAUUGAAAAAAAAACUUGUUGAUAUAAUAAAAAAAAUGCAAUGAAAAAAAAAUCACAAAUUCUUUUGUAGACUUUUCCGUUUUGUUUUUUAUGCUUAAGCAAGGGCGGUUAAUCUAGGCUCAGAAGGAAGAAGAUUCCCACGUUUCUUUGUUCUGUCGAAAGUGGAAAAUAAAACACGAAAAACGAUUUUUCUAAAGGUUGUGAAACUUCUGAGCACGGGAGAAAAUCAUUUUUGCACUUAGAGCGUACGCGCAUUUACCCCUCCAAAAAAAUCGCUGUUUUAAGAAAGAAAAUUUCUAAAUUUUGGAGAAAAAUAAAACCUGCUCAUGUCUUUUUUGUAUAUUCGCUGCUCAGUAAUUGUGAUUACAGCAUUUAUAAAUUGCCGUUGAGAUUUUAUUGGGAAAAUAUGUCAUUUGUACAUACUAUUUUUAAAAGGAACACAUGAGGUUUAGGCUUGAAAUGUCAAAAGACACUUCUGUUUUACUUUAGUUUAAGAUGGUUCAGCACAUAGGUGGUACAUAGUGAAAAUAGACAAAUCGAAAUAAUAAUAUAAAAAAAUAAAAAAUCCCACCUUGAAUUAUUUUUAAAGGGUUGCUAUAUUUGCAUUGUUUUCUAGUGCUUAAAGCACAGACGAGCAUUGUGAUUUCCCUCUGGCUUUUACCUAGAGCUAGAAGGUGUAUUACAAAAGAAAAAACAUAGUCCAUUCUAAAUCGCUUUUUACAGUACUGAUCAGCUGUAAAGGAAUCAAUCUUGUAAUAUAAUAAAAAUUAUAUAGUAUAAAAAUAUAAAUAUUGUAAAUAUAAUAAUAAAAAAGUUUAAAAAAAUU